GAAACGCAGAGAUUAAAUUCGGAGCGAAACGAUUCGGAUAUUGGAUCUGUCCGAACGAACGAGCAGGCUUCUCAUUCUUCUGUGGCGGCGGCGAAAGAGGCUGACGGAUUUCAGAGGCCGUUGAAAAAAAAAUGGAGGCGGAGGAUAAGAAGAAGAAGAAGAGGAACAACAAGAAGAAGAAGAACCAAAAGGCCGCCGCCGACGAUGCUUCCGUCGCGGAGAACGGCCAGGUUUCAUCGUCCGCCGCCGCCGCUGCAGAUACUAUCUCCAACGGUGUUCAGGUUUCCGGCAACGGUCAAUUUCCAAAGCCCGCCGAUAAUGCUGAAACCAAUGGCACCGAACGUUCGUUAUUAGCUGAAUCUGAGAAUAAGGAUUGGCUUCAAAAAGAGGCUAAGCUAGAAGAAAUGAUCAAGCAAUUAGAAAAAGAAAAAGACUUGCAGAUGCAGAAGGAGGCUACGUUAGAGGGUACUAUUAAGGAAUUACAGAAACAAAGGGAUUCACUUAUACAGAAAGAGGCUACGUUAGAAGGUACUAUAAAACUAUUACAGGAUGAGAAAGAUGCACAUAUGCAGAAAGAGGUUACGUUAGAAGAUACUAUCAAACAAUUACAGGAGGAAACUGAUUCACAUAUUCAUCUAGAGAACAUCCUACAGAAGGAAAUUGUACAAUUACGGAGUGAAAAAGAUUCCUGGCUCAAAAAGGAGGUUGGGUUGGAGGAGAAAAUUAGGCGAUUAGUAGACAAAAAGUCCACUUUGGAUUCUGAAGAGGCAAGCUUACAGGAAAAGAUUAAACAUCUACAGAGUGAUAGAGAUAACUGGAAUCUAAAGGAGGAUUCAUUCAAAGAAAUGAUCGCAACUCAGACAGAUAACAUUGCUAAACUACGAGCACAGGUGUUGGAAUUGGAGCAAUCCAGGGAUAAUCUUGUACAAGAAAACCAACAGCUGAUGGGAAAUUUAUCUAGUCUAGAGUUGCAAAUUAAGGAUCGUGAGAGUGUUUCCUCUAGUCGCGCAUCAGUUGAAGGUGCAAAGCACGCUGCAGAACGUGAAGAGCUGAACUCUCAAAUUGAAGCAGCAUGUGCACUGGUUGAGAAAUUAAUUACAGAGAAUGCAGACCUUGUUGAAAAGAUGAACGAGUUAUAUGUUGAACUUGAGCGGCAUAGUGCAAAAGGUGGGCUUCCUUUAAGUACAGCAGUCUUACCUGGUGAAACUGCCAUUAUCAUCAAUCCCAUGCCCAGAUCCAGUGAGGAUAUGUCUACAUCAGGCCAGAAGCUUUAUUCCUCAGAAGUUGUUCCGCAUAAAGUGGAGACACCUAGUUACGGUAACAUGGAUUCUCAGCAGGCUGCUUUAUUGCAAAGUAAUGGUAAUUUGGAUAUUCAGCAUCCUGAAUUAGUUCCAAAUUCACCCAUAUCGUAUGAGUCCAGGGAAAGUGAAAUCAUGCAAAUUCCUUUGGACGCCUCUGAAGUCCAGGAUCUAGAGUUGCAGUCUGCUACAGAGGUUACAAACGAAGCUGUCUCAAUUACAGAUGCUCCCCUUAUUGGUGCACCUUUCCGGUUAGUGUCAUUUGUUGCUAGAUAUGUCAGUGGUGCUGACUUGAUUAGCAAAAGUUAGUAUUAACUCUAGCGUGUAGCUUUCAACAUGGGCAUAACCCAUAUUUUGUUGAAAGAAUGAAAUACUUCUUUCAGAGAUCAAGGCGGGCCUUUUAUACUGCCCCAUUACAUUGUUAAACUAUUGGAAAAUGUAAUAUUGAAGAAAC
This is a messenger RNA of Fragaria vesca subsp. vesca, 1752 nucleotides long. RefSeq lists its product as uncharacterized. The transcript is spliced from 13 exons. NCBI's taxonomy places the organism in Eukaryota, Viridiplantae, Streptophyta, Magnoliopsida, Rosales, Rosaceae. The record is from RefSeq and is a predicted model, not a curated record. Bases 132 to 1607 code for a protein of 491 amino acids.